Monomorium pharaonis (pharaoh ant) is the source of this 1352-nucleotide messenger RNA. RefSeq lists its product as uncharacterized. Bases 329 to 700 code for a protein of 123 amino acids. NCBI's taxonomy places the organism in Eukaryota, Metazoa, Arthropoda, Insecta, Hymenoptera, Formicidae. The transcript is spliced from 2 exons. The record is from RefSeq and is a predicted model, not a curated record.
ACUGUGCUUGCCAGAUCAUACGUAGCAGUCGAAACCCUGUGGACGGAAUUGCUUGAGAGCUCUUCCCCGAGAACACGAGUUACGCGAGUGUUGCACGAGUUUGCGUCACACGUCGGAGUUGAGUGAAAGCGGAAAAAGGGGAGAAAGAAGUGACUCAGUGGCCAGCGAGAGCAACCUCAGGCUGCAAGGUCGGUCGACAGCGCUGAAAAUUCAGCCGACAACGGACGUUACCGAGUCCACGAGAAAAAUUCCCACGUUCAGUGAGGUGUGCAAGAAAGGCGCAUUGGGGAUUAAACCACCGAGCGAAGAAGCAGAAAUACUGACCGAUAUGACUCGUUGCCAGGAGCCACAGUCCUAUCACGCACAGACCAUGAUGACCGACAGUGGAAAAUCAUCGUGGUGCGAGGAGUCUCACUACUACGGGCGCACCGUCACCUGCGGCAUGCUGCCGACCCUACGGGAACUGGCUUCCAGAGGGUGCAACAGCCGGGGUAGCGUUUGCUUGGUACCCCUCGACGUCGAGAUGGACGCGGCUAGCCACCUUCACAUGACACUGCUCGAGGCUUACUGCCGGGAGAUCGGUAUCGAAGUGUUGAGCGUGUCCAAGGAGACGAUACGGCUCCACUUGUGCCCAGGAAGCACGGAUCUGACGUGCGUCCUGGUGAGCAACGACAAUUCGUAUUUUCCAAAGCCGAAGUGAAACUCCAGGACUCACCUUUGAAAGCUGAAACCGAAGGACCGAGUUACACAUCACGGUCUUCUAAACCGAAGCGUUUUGCUGCGUUGGUUCCUGCUGCGUCGGAGAGAGUCUCCACGCAAAGGAUGAGGGGGAAUUUUGAUUCAGCAAGGAACGUGUCCUGCGUGUCUCACCAGCGAGGCUGCCGAUAAUGGACAUUGCAUAUCCGAAAUAGAUGUAUAUAUAAGCGAGAUAUAUAUAUUCAAUCGGUCUCGCGCGCUAAGUCUGUAAAUUUUAGCUGUUUGCAAACACUUUCCGUGUACUAUCUUUUCGUUAAUUCUCCUCUUUUCUUCUUUCGAUAUACCAGCACUUAUCUCUGCUUGAAUGCGGAAAGUAAAACGAAGCAGUUGAGGAGAACAGAUCUGUUAUUGUUAAAACAAGAUUUAUAUUUGAGCGAGAUGUUUCUCUCGGAAUCACACACUCGGUGGUUAUAAGAUACGAAAUAUUAAUUAAUGUAUGUUACGUAUACAUAUAUAUCAGUUGUAUAUGUUUGUCAUGAGACAAACUAAUCUUUGUUAUGUAUGUGAACAUCGACUUCCUUUGUAAACAUCGACAAUUGAGACGUAACGAAGGAUAAUGUAAAUGUAUAAUAUCAUCAUUGACAAUAUUAUAUAAG